UAUACACUCCGGUCCAGUAGGUGGCGGUACACACCUGAUAGUUGGUAUUGCAACCUGCUAAAAAACGCAACGAAGAAGAAGGAAUCCGAAGCGCUGUUUGUUUUGGUUUCGUCUCAUGUUGUCUUCAUCACUACAGGUUUCAACACCGUCGACAGUUGUAAACGAUAUUAAAUAAUACCGUAAUUGAAUAGCGGUAAUUAUCUGUGCAUUUGGAUGCGUGCAUCGUUAUUUGGUCCCCCGCCAGCGGACCCCAAAAAACAACGUCGUUAGAAUGGAAAUGUCUGCAAUGCAGUGUUUCCGGGAGUGUUUCGAGGAGAGGUUCCAUGCUUUCGUCGGAGAAAUAUGCGUAAUCUUCGAAACGAUUGUGGCAAAGUACGAGGACGAGAUCGCUCGACAGCGCCGACUGCUGGACUACAUUUUGAAACCGGAAGUAAAGCUGCACAGGAUGGACCUACCAAAGCAACUUGUCUGCAAUGAGGAACAGGUUCCUGCUGAGCCGAAGGAUUCCAGUCCGGACCAAGAGGACGCAGAACUUCCACAGAUCAAAGAGGAACAGGUGGAUCUGUGCAUCAGUCAGGAGGCCGAGCAGCUCGCACUGAAGGAGGAGACUGAUGAUGCUCUCAUCUUGAAUCCUACUUGCGAGGAAAGUGACCAACAGCUCUUCCCUCACCGCCCUCCGGCACCUGAGGCCGCAGAUCACGACGGAGGAGACGAGCCUGGAAGCCCAACGUCAAAGUCUAAGAAGAGAUCGCACAAAGCAAACAAAUGUCACCCCACCUUGUCAAAGGUUUCCCCGAAUACCUGCAAGUUUAAGACGGGUUUCAAGUGUGUCACCUGUGGCGAUGCCUUCAAGCAAAAGUCUCAGUUGAACAAACACCUGCGCGUCCACACCGGCGAGAGACGGAACUCUUGCAAAACAUGCGGGAGAAGCUUCGCGUGCAACAGCGACUUGCUGAUCCACACGCGGCGGCACACGGGCGAGAAGCCAUAUCCCUGCGCCACCUGCGGGAAGAGGUUCAUAGACAUGUCGUCGCUGAAAACGCACAUGAGCGUGCACACAGGGGAGAAACCCUACUCCUGUAAAAUAUGCGGGAAACACUUCCGCCUGGGCAACCUCUACAAAGUCCACAUGAGGACGCAUUCGGGCGAGAGGCCGUACCAUUGCAAAACGUGCGGGAAAAGUUUCGGCCACGUGUCGAACUUUAAGAGGCACACGGUAAUCCAUACUGACAAAAGGCCAUACCCCUGCUCAACAUGUGGCAGCGCCUUCAGACUUAAGAGUGAAUUGACUGCCCACGUUCGAGACGUACACCACGGUGUGCAGCCUGUCCCUGUGACGUCAGUGGGAAAAUACACUGUGAUGAUGCUCAAUUUGCCCGCCGUGUGAUAUCACGCACGGACAAGUAGCCCGCUUGUACAUAAAGAACAUUUGGGAGAUGGGUUUAGCUGCAUACAAGAGAAGAAGAGAAAAUACAUUUUAGAUCUCUGUAGCUCAAUGUGGAAAAUGUCCUAUUGAAAAGUCACAAUAUUUGAUUUCAUGUUGUCUGCAAUGUUUGCUGAAGUACCCUCAUAUUUGUUCAUGAUGUCUAUAAAUCAAAUUUAUUAUUAUUAUUAUUAUUAUUAUUAUUAUUACUGAAUUACUGAUACUUACCCCCUGCAGAGGAGUUUAUAUUUUCACCCGUGUCUGUUUGUACCUUUGUUUAUCGCACUAUGCGCCAAAGUACGUUGUAGUACCAACUUACCAAAAAAAGUACCAAAGUUCCAAAUUUGCACUAAACAAGGUGGAGGGGAAUGGGGCAUGGGCACAGAGAAGAGCCCCUUUUUAGUAAUAAUGGUAGGACUGAUAAGCAAUUGCUUCCACCUACAUAUUACUGUAUAUUUGUUUCCUUUCAUUUUUUUUAGCUUACCUUAUUCCUUUGUUGUUUUGUAUCACAUUGCCUGUGGAAAUUGUUCACGUGGUCAAAACUGACAGAACAGAAACAAAACAGUUGCCAUCAUGUCCCUGACAUUGGAAUAAGAUGUUGACGGCCAUUGUGUCCUAUACACUGUUAUCUGCUCCCGCCCAUAUGCUAUAAUACUGAGAUGUUUCUAUUGCACCUUAAGUUUUUAAGUUUGUCUGUCUGCAUUUGAGCUGUGCCAAGAAUCUUCUCUUUAUACAGACAUGUGUUGAAUAAACUCAUAUUCAAAGACAA
Molecule: messenger RNA, 2192 nt
Organism: Scophthalmus maximus (turbot)
Lineage: Eukaryota; Metazoa; Chordata; Actinopteri; Pleuronectiformes; Scophthalmidae
Product: gastrula zinc finger protein XlCGF8.2DB-like
Exons: 2
Coding region: 272-1387 (371 amino acids)
Biological process (GO): regulation of transcription by RNA polymerase II
Cellular component (GO): transcription regulator complex; PcG protein complex
Molecular function (GO): RNA polymerase II cis-regulatory region sequence-specific DNA binding; DNA-binding transcription factor activity, RNA polymerase II-specific
Source: RefSeq, a predicted model, not a curated record